Messenger RNA from Peromyscus eremicus (cactus mouse), 2000 nucleotides. RefSeq names its product lysophosphatidylcholine acyltransferase 2 (gene Lpcat2). Gene Ontology annotation, molecular function: calcium ion binding; 1-acylglycerophosphocholine O-acyltransferase activity. The record is from RefSeq and is a predicted model, not a curated record. NCBI's taxonomy places the organism in Eukaryota, Metazoa, Chordata, Mammalia, Rodentia, Cricetidae. The transcript is spliced from 14 exons. Bases 78 to 1712 code for a protein of 544 amino acids. Gene Ontology annotation, cellular component: endoplasmic reticulum.
GGCAGGGGCCGGGCAGCAGCGUUCUUCCGCGCGCUCCGGGUCCCCAGCUUUGCUCGGCUCGGGCGCCAGGAUCCACCAUGAACCGGUGCGCCGAGGCGGCCGCGGUGGCGGCCACAGUGCCGGGCGCCGGCGUCGGGGAUGCGGGGCUGCGGCCACCCAUGGUGCCCCGCCAAGCGUCCUUCUUCCCGCCGCCAGUGCCCAACCCCUUCGUUCAGCAGACGCGGAUCAGUGCGGCCCGACGGCUGCAGAUCAUUCUUCUUGGAAUUAUUCUGCUUCCAGUCCGUGCUGUAUUGGUUGCAUUAAUUUUGUUGCUGGCAUGGCCAUUUGCUGCAAUUACAACAGCAUGCUGCCCUGAAAAGCUGACCCAUCCGAUAACUGGUUGGAGGAGGAAGAUUACUCAUCCAGCUUUGAAGUUCCUGGGCCGUGCCAUGUUCUUCUCCAUGGGCUUUAUGGUUUCCGUGAAAGGGAAGAUGGCAAGCCCCGUGGAGGCGCCCAUCUUUGUUGUUGCCCCUCACUCAACCUUCUUCGAUGGCAUUGCCUGUGUGGUAGCUGGGUUGCCCUCUCUGGUGUCACGGAAUGAGAAUGCACAGACCCCUCUGGCGGGCAGACUGUUACGGGCUUUGCAGCCAGUUUUGGUGUCCCGUGUUGACCCAGAUUCCCGAAAAAACACAAUAAAUGAAAUAAGAAGGCGAGCGACAUCAGGAGGGGAGUGGCCCCAGAUACUAGUUUUCCCAGAAGGUACUUGUACUAAUCGCUCCUGUUUGAUUACUUUUAAACCAGGGGCCUUCAUCCCAGGAGUUCCGGUGCAGCCCAUCCUUCUCAGAUACCCAAACAAGCUGGAUACUGUGACCUGGACAUGGCAAGGAUAUACAUUCCUCCAGCUGUGUGUGCUUACUUUCUGUCAGCUCUUCACAAGGGUGGAAGUUGAGUUUAUGCCUGUUCAAGUACCAAGUGAUGAAGAAAAAAAUGAUCCCGUUCUUUUUGCCAGUAGAGUCCGGAAUUUAAUGGCAGAAGCUUUGGCAAUACCAGUAACGGAUCACACCUACGAAGACUGCAGGCUGAUGAUCUCAGCAGGACAGCUGACAUUGCCCAUGGAAGCUGGGUUGGUAGAAUUUAGUAAGAUUAGCCGGAAACUGAAAUUAGACUGGGAUGGCAUUCGUAAGCACUUGGAUGAAUAUGCAUCUAUUGCAAGUUCCUCAAAAGGAGGCAGAAUUGGAAUUGAAGAGUUCGCAGAAUACUUAAAGUUACCUGUUUCAGAUGUCUUGAAACAACUUUUUGCACUCUUUGACAGGAAUAAUGAUGGCAGUAUUGACUUCCGAGAGUAUGUGAUCGGCCUGGCUGUCUUGUGCAACCCUGCCAACACAGAGGAGAUCAUCCAGGUGGCAUUUAAGCUCUUUGAUGUUGACGAGGAUGGCUACAUAACAGAGGAGGAGUUUUGCACCAUUCUGCAGGCUUCUCUUGGAGUGCCCGACCUUGAAGUUUCUGGUCUCUUCAGGGAAAUUGCCCAGGGGGACUCUGUUUCCUACGAGGAAUUCAAAAGUUUUGCCCUAAAGCACCCGGAAUAUGCCAAGAUCUUUACAACGUACUUAGACCUCCAGACAUGCCAUGUAUUUUCAUUGCCAGAUGAAGUCCAGACAGCUCGGUCUGUGGCUAGUAAUAAAGUCAGUCCUGAGAACCAUGAGGAGGGCACCUCAGACAAGAAGGCUGAUUAAUCUGUGUUCCCGGGGAGGAAAGCUGUGCUUCUGCCUGCCAUUGGAAAGGUGUUGAUUGACAAUAUUGUAAAUGUACUUACCAAGUAAUGAUGUUCAAAACAGAAAGCUUUUUUACUAAAAUGACAUAUUUUCUUCCUAAAAUACUUUUAUUAACUUGCAUAUAUCAAGUAAGUUCCUUUUGUCUUAUAUUGUGUUUUUACCAGUUGCUUUAACUGGUGAUAAGUGCUGUAUAUUUUUAUGAAUUUUUCAGUUCAAUUUUCAUAAUAAACUCAUUAGUCUUCCUCUGUA